AUGUUUCUGUUCAUGGUGUUUGCCCUGCUGAUUGCCGUGGCAAUUGCCGUGGCGCCAGCAGCGCAGGCCCUGCGAAUGAAGCUGGCCACCUACGCCCUUGCUGUGCAGUUCAUGCUGGUGGCAAAUGAUCUUCCCAAGACGUUUACCGGGAGUAACUACAUGCGAAUGAAUGCACCCGCCACCGAAGGUUCAAAGCGUGCUAUUCGAGUAGUGUUUAUUCGUCAUGGACAGUCCGUGUGGAAUUCAUUAUUUAACAGCUUCGGAACCACUUGGCCUAUACGCAUACUGAAGGCGAUGGUUCUUGAGGCGAUGUAUUUUUUCUUAGAUCCAUUUGAAUCUGUCAUCAUUGAUUCCCCGCUUAGCUCCAAGGGGAGCUUGGAGGCGGAGGAGUUGGCCCGCUUCAUACGCACGGCCGAUGGCAAGAUAUCCUUUGACACAAAUACGUCACUUGUGGUGUGCAGCAACUUGCGCCGGGCGAUGGAAACCGCACUCCUGGCAAUGCGACCGCGCAUCUCCUCGACGCGAGAAAAAAUUGUGGUGGACUCCUCGCUGCAAGAGGGUUCCCGCAACAUGGAUGCGCAGACGCUUUCCACUGAGCGUGGAAAACUGGUGCCUUGUAAAAUGGGCAACUUGGCCUCCCCGGCCGAGCUAGGCGCUUUCUUUGAUGCGCAUUUGAAUGCCGGCAACAAAACCUCAGACGUUAAUGUCUACGGCAGGAUGGACGAAUUUGUUCGCCACCUCUUCGACGGGUCUCAGCCGGACUCGUACCUCCCAGCCACCUUCUCAGCGCUCGGCAACGCGGAGCUGAAGGAGGUCAUCGUGGUGGGGCAUAGCAGCUUCUUCCGCUGCUUCUUCCGCCGUUUUUUACCUCCGUCCUCCCGGCACAUAUCAAAGGCAAGGAAGCUGCGUAACUGCGGCGUCGUUGCGUUUGAGCUUCUGCGGAAUGAAUCCACAAAUGAAGUAUACAUCGACGAGUCGACCAUCACCGUGCUGCAUAAGGGGUUUUUAACUGUCUAA
This is a messenger RNA of Trypanosoma conorhini, 1017 nucleotides long. RefSeq lists its product as uncharacterized. The transcript has a single exon. The coding region runs from base 1 to 1017 and encodes 338 amino acids. NCBI's taxonomy places the organism in Eukaryota, Euglenozoa, Kinetoplastea, Trypanosomatida, Trypanosomatidae. The record is from RefSeq and is a predicted model, not a curated record. Gene Ontology annotation, molecular function: phosphatase activity. Gene Ontology annotation, cellular component: cytoplasm; cytosol.